AUGACUAAUUGGACAAACGGGUCCAGCUGCCCGUUCAGCAUCACUUUAUGUGCUGAGGACGUUAUGGACAGUAAUGCCACUGCUGAGGACUUUGAGUACCCGGUCCAUCUCUUCCCAGUCCCUAUACUGACUGGCAUCACAGUGACGUGCUCUUUCCUGUUCCUCGUCGGAAUUGCUGGGAACCUGUUGACCAUUUUGGUGGUCACUAAAUACAAAGACAUGCGAACCACCACUAAUCUUUACCUCUGCAGCAUGGCACUUUCAGACCUGCUCAUUUUCCUCUGCAUGCCCCUCGACCUGUACCGGGUCUGGCGGUAUCGACCGUGGAACUUUGGCGACGAGCUGUGCAAACUCUUUCAGUUUGUGAGUGAAAGCUGCACGUACUCCACCAUCCUCAACAUCACCGCCCUGAGCGUGGAAAGAUACUUCGCUAUCUGUUUUCCCUUCAGAGCAAAAGUCAUCGUCACGCGGGGUCGGGUAAAAGGAGUGAUUUUACUCCUCUGGACUGUGGCUCUGUGCAGCGCGGGACCCAUAUUCAUUCUGGUUGGGGUCGAGCACGAGAACGGCACCAACCCCUGGGAAACCAAUGAGUGUAAAGCGACCGAAUAUGCCAUCCGGUCCGGACUGCUUACUAUGAUGGUUUGGGUCUCCAGUGUGUUUUUCUUCCUCCCGGUCCUCUGUUUGACAGUGUUAUACAGCCUCAUAGGCAGAAGGCUCUGGAGAAGAAAGGAGAAUCCAGUCGGACCAAUUUCUAGUCGAGAUAAGAACAAUAAACAAACGGUCAAAAUGCUAGCUGUGGUGGUUCUUGCGUUUGUUCUCUGCUGGCUGCCAUUUCACGUUGGUCGUUAUCUCUUCUCAAAGUCAUCUGAGGCCAACUCUCCUUUCAUCUCCCAAAUCAGUGAAUACUGCAACCUGGUCUCAUUUGUGCUGUUUUACCUCAGCGCUGCUAUCAAUCCAAUCCUCUACAACAUCAUGUCGAAGAAGUACAGGAGCGCGGCGUGCAAACUGUUCGGAGUGAGGCGCGCUCCCGGACGAUCAGUGCAGAGCAUCGUGAACGCGGAGAGUUUUUCGGUUUGGAAUGAAUACAGCUGGAGCACGUGACAUAGGAAAAGACGUUUUGAAACGUGCACUUUGCAACGCAGACUAAAAAGACGGAAAAAAAACUGAACGAGAAUGAAAAGGACAGUCAACAUUAACCUCAUAAUUUUGGCGAUAUUGAGAUUAUGCAUUUAAUUUCAACCAUUCACUGAGUCAUCUGAUAUCAUACAAGCCACUGCAUAUUAUUUUCAAUUUAGCCUGUAUAUAGCAGUAAAAAAAAAUCAUCAAACUUCUGAGCCCUAAAUACAUCAAGUAUAUUAAAGUAUUCUAAUGCUGACUGAAACGUUUUUUUUUAUUAUUAUUUAAAAUAAUGAUUAAAUAUAUAAUUUUUGCAUUUUUACCUUUAGGUGCAACAUAUCUAGUGCAUAGGCUACACCAAAUAUUAGUGCAUUUUAUGAUAAUGUUUAUGCACAUAUUACCAUCAUCAGCAAACACCAGCAGUGUGACAAUUCCCUUUACACUGGUAUUCAUGCAAACUGUACAUACUCUACCCAAUGCCUUAAACUGUGUGAAGUACUGGAUGACAGAGCACUGUAGAUGUAAGCACUCUAACAUUGUACCCUAUGUGGGAGAGAUACAAUGGUGCUGAAUGAUAACAUCCCAUGCCAUUGAAAGCACAUCAUCAAGCUUGUGUUAUUGGAUCAUGAUUCAUAAAUGCGUAGCAGCCAUAAAAAGUGCACUUAUUGCAGGUUUGUGAACAAUGCUGUGUUUGUAAGCUUUGUGUUUGAAUUCAGCAUAUGUUACUUGUUGGCAAUGGCAUUCUAAUUAAGAUUUUUCUGAAGAUGCUUGUAAAACACUGAGAAUCACUGAGCGGAGACAUGUUUUUGUUAAUGAAAAUAUUUAUGAAAGAUAUUUGAUAUAUUGUGUCUAUAUGCUUUUUAUUCACACUGUGAUACAUUUUCUGGAACGUGUUAUUGUGUAAUAUACAUAAAGGUUUUGAUGUCAUGCAGUAUUACUUGAUUUUAAAAUUAA
Molecule: messenger RNA, 2070 nt
Organism: Megalobrama amblycephala (Wuchang bream)
Lineage: Eukaryota; Metazoa; Chordata; Actinopteri; Cypriniformes; Xenocyprididae
Gene: ghsrb
Product: growth hormone secretagogue receptor b
Exons: 2
Coding region: 1-1101 (366 amino acids)
Biological process (GO): hormone-mediated signaling pathway; G protein-coupled receptor signaling pathway
Cellular component (GO): plasma membrane
Molecular function (GO): growth hormone secretagogue receptor activity
Source: RefSeq, a predicted model, not a curated record